CAGGGAGUGAAGCAGAGAGGGAGAGAGAGAGAGAGAGAGAGAGAGAGAGAGCAAGAGAAAGGGAGAGCGAGAGAAAGAGAGAGAGAGAGAGAGUGAGAGAGAGCGAGGCGGAGCUGUGUGUAGAUUUUCCUCCAGUGGAUCACUAACUCAGUCCUGUGUAAACUUACAUCUCCAUGAGCUUUUUCUUCUUCUUCACGCGCGCUUGCUGCUCCGAUGGCAAUGUGAUCUUUCUGUAAUAUUCUUUAGUAGCAUAUUUUGAUAAUUUUGGAGGUUGCGCAUGGAGGGAAGCCCAGAGCUGCUGGAACACACACACUUCACCUCGGUAACGUGUUAAAGUGGAAGCUGCGUGUGGAGUCACAGGAAGAAUGAGAGUCCGGAGAGACGAGCUUCAAUGAAAUAAUGGUUUCCUACAUUAGUGGACGAUGGUGGAGAUGGAAGUUCUGGAACAUUCUCCAAGUCGCAGUGUUUCUGACCUGCAUUGCGAGAACAGAAGUGCUGAGCUGCCAGGGCGAGUGCGAUGAAAUGCUCACGGCAUCCAGUGGAAUCUUUACGUCGCCGUGCUACCCAAACGACUACCCUUCUAGACAGGCAUGUACAUGGACACUGCAGGCUCCUGCCGGCUUUGUCCUGCAACUCACCUUCCUUGACUUCGAGCUCGAGGAGGCACAAGGCUGCAUCUAUGACAGCGUCAUUGUCAACACUGGCACGAGCAGCGUUAAGUUUUGUGGCCUGACAGCCAAUGGACUCACACUCAACUCCAGCACCAAUGUCAUGGUGGUGUCCUUUCAUUCUGAUUUUAGUGUCCAGAAGAAAGGCUUCAAUAUCAGUUACAGGCAAGUUGCAGUAGCUCUGAGAAACCAGAAGGUCACAUUGCCUCAGAACCAGAAGGACGUGGUGCAGGUGUCCAGCUCAGUGUCCAUCCCGGCGCUGAGUCAGUUCACAGCAUGCUUUGAGAUCGCCGGUCAGUCGUCGACAGGAUCAGGGAUCAUCUUCUCUUACACAGGAAAAGACCCCUACUUGACCUUCGGCCACAACGGCAACAGCGUGGACCUGAUCAUCGGCAAUGUCACGUGUCCAGUCAGCGAUUUGGUGACAUUAGCUGACAUUACGUCCAUCAUGCAGCUGUUCUGCAUCACGUGGUCCAACACGAAAGGUGUCAUAGCUGUGUACUUCAAAGGCAACUACCAAUUUAAAACCUGCUCUAACUCCAUUGGCAUGAGAACGGAAAUCGGAGGCUCCUUUGAACUAGGCAGGGGAAAAAAGCAGGGCCAAAACUUCAAUGGCCUCAUCUACAACUUCCGUCUGUGGAGUUCAGCCAUGACCUUCUCUGAGCUUUCUUCCCUGACCUGCGAUGCUGUGGGAAACGUGGUGGACUGGGACAACAGCUUCUGGGACAUCCCGGCCUCGUACGCUCAAACGGAUUCCAGUCUCAGCUGCAUUUGUUACCCACAGUGUGUACAUUUAACAACAACACUUUCAUCCAUUGGUACCGCCGUGCCAGCUACCACUUCCCAAACCACCAGCUGUGUGUCCUCGGGAGUGGGCUGCCCAGCAUCUCUAACUACUACCACCUCAUCCAUUGUCAACACUAACACGAUUCCUACUAAUGCAAGAACCAACGAGUUUACCUACUACAGGAUAUCUUUAUUAGUAUCAGAUGACCUACCCAUCACAGAUGACUUCAUAACACAAUGGUUGAACCAAACAUUCCAGGACUGGAACCACACUAUUUAUGUAUCUAAUGUCAGCAUUCUACCUGGCACUGACUCCUCCAUUACUCCAAGCAGGAGAUACACUUAUAAGGCCCUGCUGGUGUACAAAAACACUACAGGCAAACUUCUAACAGAUGCUGACAUCAAGAACAGGCUGAAGGGUGUUUCUACAGCCAGCUUUACAUUAGAUAAUAUCGCCGUAAACGCAGUCGAAAACUGUCAGGCGGAGGAGACACCACUGCAUUAUAAAUGGCCAGAGAGCAGACCGUCAGUCACCCUUUUCAUCCCUUGCUUCCCUUACAAAGAACAGAAUGCAUCUAGAACAUGCAUGAUCAGCCCAGAAAAUUAUUCAUCAUUUUGGGACCAGCCAGACCUCAUGAACUGCAAAGACAUAGAAGACAUUGAAGUUUCACAAGAAAAUGCUGCAGAGGUAGCUGUUCAACUUGCCGACAUCACAAACAAUGAGCUUUCCACUGUGGAGCUGUCAAAGGUUGUUACCGUGGUGACGAAGCUGGUGAAUGUGGCCCGAAUUAAUGUCAGUUUGGCUUCCACUGUGGUCACCAUCAUUUCCAAUGUGAUGAUCAGCUCCGAGUCCGUACAGCUGGCUGCCUCAGAAAUGGCACUGAAAACCAUGGAUAUGCUUGUGCAGAAGAUUGAGUUUGAUGGUCCUUCCCUGACCAUCACAUCCAAGAACCUGGCAGUGGGAAUCUCAGCUAUCAACAGCAGCAGUUUUAGCGGAGCCAAUUUCAGUGCCUCUAUGGCUCAAAAUUCCUCGGACCCUCAGAUUGAUUUUGAGUCAGAGGUCCAUAACUCCUUAGCUAGUGUCUCACUACCGGCCACUUUGCUUCAUAACCUGAGUGAGGCUGAUGUUGAGAUCAUCUCCAGAAUUCACUUCAUGUUCUUCAGCAAAACAGGGCUUUUCCAGGACCAGCAGAACAACGGCCUGGCCUUGAACAGUUAUGUGGUGGCCAGCAGUGUGGGAAACAUUUCCAUCAGUAAUCUUAAAGACCCGGUGCAAAUAGAGAUUGCUCAUCUGCAGCAUCAGUGGAAUCCAAAUCGAUUGUGUGUGUUUUGGGAUUUCAGCAUCGACAAUGACAGUGGAGGAUGGAACAGUGAGGGAUGUCAGGUCAGCCCAGAAUCCAACAGCAACAAAACAGUCUGCCUGUGUAAUCACUUAACACAUUUUGGCGUUCUGAUGGACCUGAGUGGAGCUGCAGCACAUAUCGAUGCGAGGAACACCAAGAUUCUCACGUUUAUCACCUACAUUGGUUGUGGCAUUUCAGCGAUCUUUUCAGCUGUAACAAUCCUAACUUAUGUCGCGUUUGAGAAAUUGCGGCGAGAUUACCCGUCCAAGAUCCUGAUGAACCUGAGUACCUCGUUACUUUUCCUCAACAUGACGUUCCUCCUGGACAGCUGGUUGGCUUCCUAUGAUAUGCAGGGUCUGUGUAUGGCUGUGGCUGCCUUCCUGCACUUUUUUCUGCUUACCUCAUUCACCUGGAUGGGCCUUGAGUCCAUUCACAUGUAUAUUGCCCUAGUCAAGGUCUUCAACACCUACAUCCGGAGGUAUAUCCUCAAGUUCUGCAUUGUCGGAUGGGGGCUUCCAGCUGUAAUUGUAGCCCUUGUGGUGGCUGUUGAUAAAAAUUCCUAUGGAAAGGAGUUUUAUGGACAAGGAGAAAAUGGCGAAGGAUUCUGCUGGAUUCAGAGCAAGGUUGUGUUCUACGUGACAUGCGUGGCCUACUUUUGCAUCAUCUUCGUAUUGAACGUGGCCAUGUUUAUUGUGGUGAUGAUGCAGAUCUGUGGCAGGAAUGGAAAGCGCAACAACCGCACGCUUCAGGAGGAGGUGCUGCGUAACCUGCGCAGUGUCAUCAGUCUCACCUUCCUGCUCGGCAUGACCUGGGGCUUUGCCUUCUUUGCGUGGGGCCCGGUCAAUGUGGCCUUCAUGUACCUCUUCUCCAUUUUCAACUCCCUGCAAGGGUUAUUCAUCUUUAUAUUCCAUUGUGCUCUGAAAGAAAAUGUGCAGAAGCAAUGGAGAAGAUAUUUAUGCUGUGGAAAGUUACGCUUGGCAGACAAUUCAGACUGGAGCAAGACUGCCACAAACAACACCAAGAAGGUGAGCUCCGAUAAUAUAGGGAAGUCACUGUCCUCCAGCUCAUUCGGGUCCACCACAGUCAACUGGACAUCCAAGGCUAGGGUCACAUUGAACCCUUUUGCAAAGCGACACAGCAGUUCAGGUAAACCGUAUUCAAACCAGGCCAACCAGAAGUGCAGCACUUCUGAUUCAGAUGCCUCCACCUCCUCCAUUCUGCCUGUUCACCAAGUUCUGGACAAGGUGAAAGGCUACUGUUCUGUGCGCUCUGACAACUUCUACAAAAACAUCAUCUUGUCCGACAGCUUUAGCCACAGCACUAAAUUUUAGAUGGAGAGAGAAAGGACACUGGGCAAUGACUUAUGUCAGAUCAGCAGAAUGCUAGGCACGUCUGUAUACUGUAUCAUAUUGCGCUAACCAACCAGAAAUGGCGUAGAGAAAUCCUUUAAAAAGGUUAAGGAGUGUGUUUUAUAUACUGUGAUGUUCAAACUGACUUUUUUGUGUUUUGUAAAUAUCCAUGGUAUAUUUAACUGUGUUUUUUUUUUUCUUUGAACAUUGAUUUUAAUAUUGUGUUCGAGUCCGCUUUUUGUACAUACAUAGCAAUGUUCAUUUAUUUAUACUUCUGCUUCAUUGGAAAUAAAAAUGUGUGACUAUU
This is a messenger RNA of Ictalurus furcatus (blue catfish), 4453 nucleotides long. RefSeq names its product adhesion G protein-coupled receptor G6 (gene adgrg6). The coding region runs from base 400 to 4128 and encodes 1242 amino acids. Gene Ontology annotation, cellular component: membrane. The transcript has 26 exons. Gene Ontology annotation, molecular function: laminin binding; G protein-coupled receptor activity. Gene Ontology annotation, biological process: heart trabecula formation; adenylate cyclase-activating G protein-coupled receptor signaling pathway; myelination in peripheral nervous system. The record is from RefSeq and is a predicted model, not a curated record. Lineage: Eukaryota; Metazoa; Chordata; Actinopteri; Siluriformes; Ictaluridae.